GCACGUAACCCACGGGGUAGUAUAAAUAUCGACGGCGAGUGGCCUUGGAGCGGCCAUGGUCCCGGAGAAGCAAUGGCGCGAGAAGGGCGAGAUGAUGGACAAGCGCACGGCGCGCAAAGUCCAUGGCGUCGACUUUCGCAGCAUGAUCCAUCGUCUGCGCGUGGGUCUCCUCAAGGGCUCCAACCAACACGAGGACGACGCUUCGAACGUCCCGGAUGGCAUCCAAGUCUACGUCCGGAAGCGGCCCAUCUUGGAGCACGAGCCCAAGAAGAAGGAGUACGACGUCGUCACGUGCUUGGACGACCACCGCCUCGUCGUCCACGACUGCCAAAUGUACGCGGACAUGAAGCGCAAGUUUAUCGAGAGCCACACGCACACGUUUUCCCACGUCUUUUCGGAAAAGACAUCAACCGACGACGUGUUUGACCGAGUCGGCGCGCCGCUCGUGGACCAUGCCAUGGGCGGCGGCAAAGCUGUCAUCAUGAUGUACGGCCAGACAGGGUCAGGCAAGACGCAUACCAUGACGGGGUUUCAAGAGCACAUUGCCGACCUGCUCUUUGCGACGCCGCAGGCCCCGUGGAACGUGGUGAUCUCGGCGAUAGAAAUCGCUGGCGCCAAGUGUUACGAUUUGCUCAAGAAGCGGCAGCGGGUCCUCGUGUGUGACGACGAAGGCGGCAGCAGCAAGCUCCUCAACAUUGGCGAGCAUGUAGCGACGUCGGCCGCCGACCUCUUGGCGACCGUCGAGCGUGCCCUCGCCCAGCGCGCGACCGAGAAGACGGCCGUCAACAGCGUCUCGUCGCGAUCGCACUUUUUGUGCUUCUUGACGCUGCGGAGUGCGUCGGGCGACGUCCGUGGUGGGCAGCUCGUGCUCCUCGACCUCGCUGGGAGUGAGCGCAACGAAGACUCGUUUGCGCACUCGGCCGACCGGCGCAAGGAAACCAUCGAGAUCAACUCGAGCCACAUGGCGCUUAAGCAGUGCGUACGGGCGCUGGGCGCCGAAGACGUCACUGGCUACGUGCCCUACCGCGCGUCGACGCUCACGCGGCUUCUCAAAGAGUCGCUCUGGUCCAAGGACGCGCGGGCGGCGGUCAUUGCAACCAUCUCGCCGAUCGCAACCGACACGGAGCACACGCUGCAUACGCUGCAGUAUGCCAGCCUUAUGCUGGCGGAAAACCCCGAGCUCAAGCGAGACCGCGUCGAUGUCACGCCUGCACCCGCCGAGGCGCCGGUCAAGGCGGCGCUCAAGGACUGGAGUCACGACGAGGUACUAGCGUGGUUCAAAGGCAUCAAGCGCGGGAUGUUUGCCAAGUACGCAACCAACAUUGGCUCUGCGAUCGACGGCAGGACAGUGAGUCGGUUCGGUCUCCCGCGCUGGAUCCAAAUCUGCAACAACAACCACGUUGAUGCGGACGCGAUCUUCAAAGUUUUCAAGAAGGAACUGAGCCUCCAGGAGAAGCUCGAGAAGGAACGCCGCGCGCGCAACAUCGUGCGGGCCAAGCAGUAG
Saprolegnia diclina VS20 is the source of this 1504-nucleotide messenger RNA. RefSeq lists its product as hypothetical. The record is from RefSeq and is a predicted model, not a curated record. Bases 56 to 1504 code for a protein of 482 amino acids. Gene Ontology annotation, biological process: microtubule-based movement. NCBI's taxonomy places the organism in Eukaryota, Oomycota, Saprolegniomycetes, Saprolegniales, Saprolegniaceae. Gene Ontology annotation, molecular function: microtubule binding; microtubule motor activity; ATP binding. The transcript is spliced from 10 exons.